CCAGGUGAUGCGCCGCCGCCCCGCCUCCCCUUUCGUACGUACGCCGGUGGCGUAACCGGGUCUCGUUGGGGAGCCGCGUCAGCCGCCGCGGAGUCGACGCUGGCGGAAGGAGGGAGCGGAAGCCUCGGCCGGACGGAGGGAGGGAAGGGGCAAAAAGGCAGCCAUGGGCGAAGCGGCCUGCUCCCGCCGACCCCCAGUCUUCGCUUAGGAGGAGGAGGAGAAGGAGGAGGAAGCGAAGCGCCCCGGUCGCCGCCGCUUGGUUGGAGCCAUGGACAAAGCCGUCGGCGGCCAGAAUGUGAAGCUGUCUGCCGAAGUAGAACCAUUCAUUCCUCAGAAGAAAGGUCCAGAUUCGCUUAUGAUGUCUGCGGCGCUGCCGAACGAGAACGGAGGCAUUAACGGUGUGGAGCCCGCUCCGAUUCCCAGCUACCUGAUUACGUGCUAUCCCUUUGUACAGGAAAACCAGUCCAAUAGGCAACUUCCGCUGUAUAAUAAUGACAUUAGGUGGCAGCCGCCUAACCCAAACCCUGCUGGGCCAUACCUGGCCUAUCCCAUUAUCUCUGCUCAGCCUCCGGUUUCCACAGAGUACACCUACUACCAGUUGAUGCCGGCACCCUGCGCUCAGGUCAUGGGUUUCUAUCAUCCCUUCCCAGCCCCUUACUCUGCGCCCUUUCAAACCGCGAGUGCCAUCAAUACGGUUGCGACAGAGUGCACGGAGCGCCCACUCCAGCCAAGCCAAGCCUUUCCCGUAUGUGCCCAGCGGAGCAGAAGUGCCAACCGGGGACCAGCUGUGCAAAAACCACAGCCUUCACAGAGCCACAUAAAAAGUAAGAGGCCUCCUGUGAAAAGUGUCGCUACUCAGAAAGAGACCAGCGCCUCGGGUCCUGAGAGCAGACCGAAAAUCGUACUGCUGGUGGAUGCUUGUCAGCAAACAGAUUUCCCCUCCGAGAUCGCGAGCAAGUCCCUGUCGGAGAGCACGAGCGCCAUGCACUGGAGGCCGAAAAGCAGCAGCAGCAGCCGGCGGCAGCGAACCUCCCACCUGGCCGAGUCGUCUAGCGAGCAAGGGGCCAGCGAAGCUGACAUUGACAGCGACAGCGGCUACUGCAGCCCCAAGCACAGUCACCAAGUUGCCGCCGGGGCCUCCAGGAGCGCCGAGUCUGUGGCGGGAAAUAUUUUGGAACCAUCAACACACCCAGGUCCUAGUUGGAUAAACGUGAGUUCCCAAGCGACUCAGAAGAAGCCGUGGGUAGAAAGACCACCAGCUUUUUCAAGAGGUGGGAGGCAACUGGAGCAGCAUAAUAAUUCACAGCCUUCCUUCAGGUGCCGGGGGCACAGCACAUCUUCAGAAAGAAGACAGAGCUUGCAGAAGAAAGCUGACAAGCCCAUAGCCUCAAGUCAGCCCAGCCGAGCCCAGCCGAGCCCUGAACCCCUCUAUUUUGAGGAUGAAGAAGAGUUUCCUGAGCUGAACAGCGACAGUGGAAACUCGAAAGGUGCCCACGUGCAGCUGAAACAUGCACCCAAAGUGUUGGAUGAUCUGCCGGAAAAUUCUCCAAUCAACAUAGUCCAGACUCCAAUUCCAAUCACCACCUCUGUCCCCAAACGAGCGAAAAGUCAAAAGAAGAAAGCCCUGGCCGCAGCCUUGGCCACCGCGCAGGAAUAUUCAGAAAUUAGUAUGGAGCAGAGGAAACUCCAGGAAGCUGUUUCCAAAGCUGCUGGAAAGAAGAGCAAAACACCAGUGCAGCUGGACUUGGGAGACAUGCUGGCGGCUCUGGAGAAACAACAGCAGGCGAUGAAGGCUCGCCAGAUCACAAAUACUCGCCCUCUCUCCUACACAGUUGGCAGCCCUGCUCCUUUUCACACCAAAGAAUCUUCCGGCCGAAAAUCCUUCACAAAAGGGCAGGCGCCGGUGGGUUGCCUUAAUCCUCUGGAUUCCACGGCCCCAAAAGUGAAGCGAGGGAAAGAAAGAGAACUCUCAAAGCUGAAGCGUCCUACGGCGCUUAAAAAGAUUAUCCUGAAAGAGAGGGAAGAGAAGAAAGGGCGGUUAUCUGUAGAUCAUAACCUUCUAGGGGCUGAUGAAGAACAAGAGGUGAACUUGAACUUGACUCCUGAGCAGUCCGAAGAGCUGGCGUCUCAGGAAGAAGGUGGCCUGAGUGUGCCGAGCGACACGUCGCUCUCUCCGGCAAGCCAAAACAGUCCCUAUUGCAUGACUCCAGUGUCCCAAGGUUCACCGGCCAGUUCUGGGAUUGGAAGCCCCAUGGCAUCUGCCACGAUCACGAAAAUUCACAGCAAGCGGUUCAGAGAGUACUGUAACCAAGUUCUCAGUAAAGAGAUAGACGAGUGCGUGACGCUCCUGCUGCAAGAGCUGGUCAGUUUCCAGGAGCGGAUCUACCAGAAAGACCCCAUGAGAGCCAAAGCAAAGAGGCGGCUGGUGAUGGGCCUCCGGGAGGUCACCAAGCACAUGAAGCUGAGCAAGAUCAAGUGUGUCAUCAUUUCUCCCAACUGUGAGAAAAUCCAGUCAAAAGGUGGUCUUGAUGAAGCUCUGUACAACGUCAUAGCCAUGGCACGGGAGCAAGAAAUCCCCUUUGUCUUUGCCCUCGGCCGUAAAGCUCUCGGCCGUUGCGUGAACAAGCUGGUUCCUGUCAGCGUGGUCGGCAUCUUCAAUUAUUCGGGUGCUGAGAACCUCUUCAAUAAGCUGGUGUCGUUGACGGAGGAGGCCAGAAAAGCCUACCAAGACAUGGUAGCCGCCAUGGAGCAAGAGCAGGAGGAGGCUUUGAAGAACAUCAAGAAGGCCCCUCACCACAUGGGACAUUCCCGGAACCCUUCUGCCGCCAGCGCCAUUUCCUUCUGCAGUGUUAUUUCAGAGCCCAUUUCCGAAGUUAACGAGAAGGAGUACGAAACAAAUUGGAGGAGCAUGGUGGAAACCUCAGAUGGACUGGAAACCUCUGAAAAUGAGCGAGGGGCCUCCUGCAAGGCGGUGGUUGCAGACCAUGUGGGCCACAGCAAGGCUGCGGCGAAUAAGCCCCUGUCCCUCGUUGCCUCCACUGCCGCCACCGGGACCAUCACGAUUGUCGCCCAAGGGAAAGCGCUGAGCGGGAAAGAGGAAGUGAAGCCUGAUGACAACCUGGAAUGGGCCUCCCAGCAAAGCACAGACACCGGCUCUUUGGAUGGCAGCUGCAGAGAUAUUUUGAACUCCUCCAUGACCAGCACGACCAGUACCCUGGUCCCAGGAAUGCUGGAGGAAGAGGAAGAUGAGGAGGACGAGGACGAAGAGGACUACGCCCACGAACCGAUCUCGGAAGAAGUUCAGCUCAACAGCAGAAUUGAAUCUUGGGUUUCGGAGACUCAGCGGACGAUGGAGACGCUCCAGCUCGGGAAGGGCCUUGGUGGCGCAGAAGAGGAUCACGCUGAGCCGAGCGAGGACGAAGAACUGGAGACACCCGAGCACGUGGAUUCAGCGAUCGAUGCGGAGGAAUGGACAUUGGAGAAGCACGCGAGUAAAGUCCAGCAGAAGCUGAGCGCCUGUGGUUCGCUGGACUCUAAGCAUACGGACUCAAAUUAUAUACCCUAGACUCAAGCACAAACUCAGGAAUCUUUAAUAUUUUAAAACUAACUGUUGUAAGGAUUGUAGCCAUUGCUUUGUGUGCUUCAUCUCAGCAUUUUGCACUGUGUAAUUGUUUAAUAUGAGUAUUUAAUUCACGACAUAAUUUUUUUUGUGUGUAGCAGUCUUUAUUGCUUUUUCCAUUGAGAACAAGCGCCUGCAUGUGUGUGUAAUGAAUAUUUAUAUCUUUCCUAGAACACAUGAUGCGUGUUGAAACUGUCACUGGGCCUCUUUUUGUACAUGAAAACUAUUUCCAAAUGACCAUUUUUACAGAAAACUAUUCUCAGAUGAUACCUUCAAAAUUCCUAUGCUUAUUAUUAUUUUUUAAAAGACUGACAGAGUGCCCGAGAUUUGCUUUGAUGAUCUUGCAGAUUUUGGCACCAGGCAUUAGGCCAGAAUGAGUAUGUUGUGAGGCUUUAAAGAUGUCUGUAACCAGAGGAGAAUCCUUACUGAGCAAAGAGGCACAUUAACCAGCCGUUUCACUCCAGUAAUGUCUUCUGACUGGCCUCUGAGGGUAUGCACUUCAGAAAUGCACUCUGGAGAUUUGGAGACUAUAAUCAGCUGAAACGUUUUAGCAAGGCACUUGUGGAAAGGGAGCUCCUCCCUCCUUUCCAAGGGUCUACUUUAAUGUCACAGUGCCUGUAGAACUACAGAAAGGGACCUUUUCUUUAGCCACAAUGACUUUUCAUUUUUUUGAGUUCUUCCUUAACACUGUCUUGCUGUUCUUUGGCUGUUUCUUAGUUCUUUCACUUAUCUCAGGAAUGCUGAUAUGUAUUCGUAACUGCGAUGUAAAUAUACCAAAAUACAUGUUUUUAAAAAGUUGAAUAUUGAUCCUUCAGCGGAAAAUGACACAAGAGCUGAGUUUAUAUGGGAAACCUGGAGGCUGUUGUAUUUUAGGAUGUGGUACCCCUGCACAUGUUUGUUUUUCAGCUUGGAAUUAGUCAUAGCAUGGAUUCUUGUGGAGAAGUGUGACUAUUAUGGUUCGGUAGCAGUUUGGCUCCCUGGGAUUAGAUUUUGAUAGCAGCAAGAAAUGGAAGUGCAUCAGUCGGAAGGGCUGGGAGACCCAUUGAUUUAGGGAGAAAAUUUAGAUUGAUUUACUCUUAUUAUCCAUCUCUAUAUGCUCGGUGUCUGAGUUUUCCAGCGUUGCCCAUUAAGAAAUAUCUGAUAAGUGGCAUGAAAAAUGCUUGAAUGGUCAGGCUAGAGGAGCUGAAUAUUCAUUGAUUAUUGAUAAUCAAUAAUAAGCUUUAUGAAAAUUGACUUCCCAAGGUAUCCGGGUUUCCCCCUCCCACACAGUUAGUUAGGCUGUUCACUUAAUAAUUAGGGACCAAUAGCUUUCACAUCUUCAAAACUAGUGUUCUAUAUUGUACAGAAAAAUAAUCGGGUUUGGUGUCUUAAAAACUGAUGUUGUCAUCCCGUGCUAAGGACCGUAGCAGAAAAACCCAGUUUGAAUCUUUAAGUAAGUAGUCUUUUGGUGUACGUGAACACUGUAUUUUGUUAAGGAGAACAUGUGAGUACUGAUAGGCCAGCUCUUCCUGACGUUAUUUAAGAUGUCCAGAAAUUGGCAUUUUCCCCUUCCUUUCCCCCCCCAAGCCCUAGUUAACUCCAAUGACUCCUUGAGUAGAUCCCUUUUUUAAAAUUUCCCGCCUCUCUUU
Molecule: messenger RNA, 5247 nt
Organism: Pogona vitticeps (central bearded dragon)
Lineage: Eukaryota; Metazoa; Chordata; Lepidosauria; Squamata; Agamidae
Source: RefSeq, a predicted model, not a curated record